Messenger RNA from Melanotaenia boesemani (Boeseman's rainbowfish), 3212 nucleotides. RefSeq names its product exonuclease 3'-5' domain containing 2 (gene exd2). The record is from RefSeq and is a predicted model, not a curated record. The transcript has 10 exons. NCBI's taxonomy places the organism in Eukaryota, Metazoa, Chordata, Actinopteri, Atheriniformes, Melanotaeniidae. The coding region runs from base 250 to 2181 and encodes 643 amino acids. Gene Ontology annotation, cellular component: nucleus; cytoplasm. Gene Ontology annotation, biological process: nucleobase-containing compound metabolic process. Gene Ontology annotation, molecular function: 3'-5' exonuclease activity; nucleic acid binding.
ACCAGGUGGCGCUGGCUGAAAACGUCCUCCCCUCUGCAACAGAGUGGUUAUAAAGGCAGCCCGGAAGAUAUGGAUCAGUACUGCAAACAAGUGUACAUGUGUGUGAAAGUGGCGUUUUGUAGAGCAGAAACGUGAAGAGAUGUCCGGAGCCCAUCAAGGUGACAGAAACAGCAGGGUUUGCAUGGGGGCUCACUGACACAAAGAAGGUUUGAAUUGUUCAGUCUGUUUUUAAAAUCACUGUAAGUCAGCAUGUCUCACCGAGGGCCUUUAACCACCAUCAUAACAACAGUACUAGGGGCAACCCUAGGAGGGCUCCUCAUAUGGCGGGUGUAUCGAACCAAAAGGAAGAAGUUGCCUUCCGUCCAGAAGGUGGCUGAUUCUGUGGAAGAUCCAUGUCCUGUGGAGAAGGAAUUCCCAGCAGUGGAGUUUCAGUACAUCCAGCCUCCACAUAACGCAGAGAAAGAAUUUAAGACAGUGGAGUGUCAGACCACAAAAAUGCCCCCUCCUGUCCAAACCCUGUCAUCUGAUCAGCUGCUGGGGGUGAAACCAGUGAUGAUCAGCUGUGAGCAGGAGUGGCAGCAGUUGUGGCCUCUGAUGCAAAAGGACCUAUCAGUCUUCCCUGUGCUGGGGUUUGACUGUGAAUGGGUAAAGACCGAUGGCGUAUCGGCAAAGGGUCGAGCCUGCGCAGUUUCCCUGCUGCAGUUGGCCACGUACUCAGGUCUGUGUGUGCUGGUGAGGCUGCUGGUGUUUCGCCAUGGGCAGCAGCCAUUCCCACUCAGCUUGAUGGAAGUUCUCAGAGACCCAAACAUUUUGAAGGUUGGCGUUGGUUGUUAUGAAGACGGGAAGCGUCUGACACGCGACUAUGGCCUGUCGCUGAUGUGUACGGUCGACCUGCGUUACCUUGCCUUAAGACAGAGGCAAUCUUCUGUGAACAAUGGCCUCAGUCUGAAGUCUUUGGCUUCAGAUCUGUUGAACAUAUCUUUAGAUAAAUCUUUGGAGUUGCGCUGCAGUGACUGGGAAGCAGAUCAGUUGACGUUAGAGCAGAUAACCUACGCUGCCAGAGAUGCUCAGGUUUCCAUCGCGCUCUUUCUCCACCUCCUCAGCCUCCAAUCUGAAGCCGGACCCUCCUUUCCCAGUGGGGGCUCUUUCUCUGAGCUGGCCUCCCGCUGUCAGGGUCUGGUGGAUGUUCCUUUCAGGGGCCGAGGAGACGGAGAUGACAAGGCAGGCGAAGGAGAGAGAAGGCGGCGGACACGGAAACCAGCAGUUAAUGAAAGCCCAGAGUCUGGAGAUCAGCAAGUCCCAGACCCUCGAAAAAAUAACAAGAGGAAGCCCCUGGGUGUUGGCUAUUCUGCCAGGAAGUCUCCUCUGUACGAUAACUGUUUUCUCUAUGCACCUGAUGGUCAGCCUCUGUGUACCUGUGACAAAAAGAAAGCCAAGUGGUACCUAGAUAAAGGAAUUGGAGUGCUUCAGAGUGAAGAUCCUUUUGUUGUGCGGCUGCUGUUUGAGCCAUCAGGACGUCCCGACUCGCAGCAGGACUACUAUCUGACAGCCAAAGAGAAUCUCUGUGUCGUCUGUGGCAAAGCUGAUUCCUACAUCAGGAAAAACAUUGUUCCACACGAGUACAGACGGCACUUCCCUACGGAGAUGAAGGACCACAACUCGCAUGACAUCCUGCUGCUCUGCACAAGCUGCCACGCUGCUUCCAACGUGCACGACAGCUUCCUGAAGCAGCAGCUGGCUGAAGAAUUUGCCGCCCCUCAGGGCUGCGAAGAGGGAGUUCGGCCGCUGGAGGACUCAGACCGUCGGCGAGUGCGUUCGGCAGCUCGAGCUCUGCUCGGUGCCGGGGAGGGACUGCCAGAGCAGCGUCGAGAGGAGCUGCAGGUGCUGAUCAAGAACUUCCUGAACGUAAAGGAUGAGAAGCUGACGCUUGAGGUGCUGCAGCAGGUGGCCAGUCUGGAGACCAGGAUAUUGAACGAGACGUACGUGCCUCACGGUCUGAAAGUGGUGCAAGCUCAUGCUGAACAGGGUCUGCGGGGCCUGAUGGACCUGGAGCGUCGCUGGAGGCAGCACUUCCUCACCACCAUGCAGCCUCGCCACCUCCCUCCUCUCUGGUCCGUUGACCACAAUCACAGCAAGUUUCUCCGCAAAUACGGAGAGGACCUGCCCAUCAGUCUCAACUGACUGACUGUACACUUAAAGGAUGUAUAGCUGCUCCGCAUCCAUGAUUUGGAUAUGGAACUUCUCCACCACUUUGAGAAAUAUCCAACACUAAUCACCCUUUUCCAUUGGAAGAUGAAUGCACUAAUCAUUGCUGGCAGCAUGUGAGUGCUGUCAAGGUCUCACUCUGCGAUGGACGCUUCAUCCCAGUUAUGUGAGAUGAACUUAAAGAUCUCUAACUGUGGAGAUGAAAUCCAGCACUGAAUCUGAUCCGCCAUGGUAGAUGUGACUGUGUAGGGACACUUGUUUUUUAAACAUGAAAAAAAAACAAAACUAUUUAUGAAACAAGCAAGAUAUUGAAAAUCUUUUUUUUACAAAAAGCUGCUACCUGCUCUUAAAUCCCCUACAUAUAAUCAACUACCACCUCUUCCCCCUGCAGGUUUGCAGUUUAUCACCUUCAUCAGACCCAUUGAUAACUUGUGAUGGUUACUUUGAUGACUUGAAAUAAUAUUGUGCUCUGCCUAGUGUUUUUUUCCUAGUCUAUUGUCUGUUUUAAGUCAAUAGAUUAAGGCUGAAAUUCCCAGAAAAAUCUUGAGAUCAAACUUAAUUUUUGCUCCAUUCACACUUUUUAAAAGAUGAGUUUCUUGUCGAGGUGUUUUUGGGUCUGAAUGUGGUCUGCCUAAGAGGUUUGGUUCGUUUAUAGUUGUUUACAUCCUCCUGCUGGAUCUCCUGAUGGGUGGGGCAUCUCCAUGGCGCAUGUCCUCAUGUGCCUCUUAAUCCCCUAGACCUGAGAGGAGACCCGGCACGACGUUGAGAUGUGACAACUCUUCACUUUACAGCAGUUUUUCCAUGACGUCAUUUUUCACAACUCAAACAGCACCACAAAGAAAAGUUGCCAACUCUUAACAGGUUCUAAGAACUAAACUCCCUUUGCAAGGCAGAGUACUAAAGUGAUAAUUAGGAAUUUAUUUACAAAAUGAAUCUUUGAAUCUUAUUAAAUAUCCUGCUUUGUCUUGAAUUUAAACCCCAAAUUGUUAAUAAAACUAAAAAUGUUU